Drosophila ficusphila is the source of this 6831-nucleotide messenger RNA. RefSeq names its product transcription initiation factor TFIID subunit 1 (gene Taf1). The transcript is spliced from 16 exons. The record is from RefSeq and is a predicted model, not a curated record. Gene Ontology annotation, cellular component: transcription factor TFIID complex. Gene Ontology annotation, molecular function: histone acetyltransferase activity; TBP-class protein binding; DNA binding. NCBI's taxonomy places the organism in Eukaryota, Metazoa, Arthropoda, Insecta, Diptera, Drosophilidae. The coding region runs from base 221 to 6640 and encodes 2139 amino acids. Gene Ontology annotation, biological process: DNA-templated transcription initiation; RNA polymerase II preinitiation complex assembly; transcription by RNA polymerase II.
CGCUAGUUUCGUGGAAUUGUAAAAUAAACUGUUUUAGCAGCAUAAACAUUGAAAGCCCGUGGAAAAACUCAUUUUCCGGUGGUCAACGUAAAAACAACUCUUAAGCGUUGAACAUAUUUGUAAAAUAGAGUAUAUUUAUUUCGUAAUUUCCUUGUAAAAACGAAAGCGUGCAAUUAACUCAAGGCAACUUGUGGAUAGCGUGGUAAGAAAACCGGUGGAUAUGGAAAUGGAAUCUGACAACAGCGACGACGAGGGAUCGAUUGGCAACGGAUUGGACUUGACCGGAAUUCUAUUUGGCAACAUUGAUUCCGAGGGAAGAUUGCUUGAAGAUGACGAAAACGAGGGACGCGGAGGCACCGGGUUCGAUGCGGAGCUCCGAGAAAACAUUGGAUCGUUAUCAAAGUUGGGUCUGGAUUCAAUGCUGCUCGAGGUAAUUGACCGUAAAGAAGUUGAACCCCUCUCCGAGGAUGAAGAAGAGGAGAAAUCUGAGGCCAGUGCCAGUGGCGGUCUCAGUGCCUUCGACGCCCUCAAGGCCGGCGUAAAAAGUGACGAAAAGGAGGAUGGUGCCGUUAAAGCUCAAGACGAUGCCAUAGAUUACUCAGACAUUAACGAGUUAUCCGAGGAUUGCCCACGCACUCCGCCUGAAGAACCCUCCUCCUACGAUGACCUAGAGGACGCCAUCCCCGCCUCAAAGGUGGAAGCUAAGCUGACCAAGGACGAUAAAGAACUGAUGCCACCGCCAAGUGCUCCCAUGCGUUCGGGUUCUGGAAGCGGAACUGAUGAGCCCGCCAAGCCAAAUGAUGCUGCCGCUGCCAGUGGUGAUUCCAAGUCUAUCGAUCCCAAGGAUGCGGAUCGCAAGCUGGACACUCCGCUGGCUGACAUUCUACCAUCCAAGUAUCAGAAUGUGGAUGUCCGCGAGCUUUUUCCCGACUUCCGUCCCCAAAAGGUGCUCCGCUUCUCGAGACUUUUUGGUCCUGGUAAACCCACAAGCCUUCCGCAGAUUUGGCGACACGUCCGCAAACGUCGUCGCAAGCGAAACCAGUCCAGGGACCAGAAGUUGACCAACACCGGUGGUUCCGAUUCGCCAAGCGAUUCUGAUGAGCCCCGGAAGCGUGGCUUCAGUCUGCACUACGGACCGGAGCCUACGCCGGCGGAGUGCAUGUCUGACGACGAGGACAAGCUGCUGGGCGACUUCAACAGCGAGGACGUGCGUCCGGAGGGUCCAGAGAAUGGGGAAAACAGCGACCAGAAGCCCAAGGUUGCCGACUGGCGUUACGGUCCGGCACAGAUUUGGUACGAUAUGCUGGAGGUGCCCGACUCCGGCGAGGGGUUCAACUACGGCUUCAAGACAAAGACGGCCUCCUCCUCGUCCCAGGCGCCGAUCAAGGAUGAGCGAAAUGCAAACAGUCCGGAGGGAGAUGGCGACGAGCCGUGCAUUGCAGACGACGCCUUUCUGAUGGUAUCCCAGCUGCACUGGGAGGACGACGUGGUCUGGGAUGGCAACGACAUCAAGGCAAAGGUGCUGCAGAAGCUGAACUCGAAGACCAAUGCAGCCGGAUGGCUACCCUCCAGUGGAUCGCGAACUGCCGGUGCCUUUAGCCAGCCGGGAAAAACAUCUCUGCCGGUGGGAAGCACGACGGGCAGCUCCAAGCAGGGCUCGGCAGCAUCCAGCAAAAAGGCACAACAGAAUGCUCAAGUGAAGCCGGCAGAGGCACCCGAUGACACCUGGUACAGCUUGUUCCCGGUGGAAAAUGAGGAGCUUAUCUACCACAAGUGGGAGGACGAGGUGAUUUGGGACGCCCAGCAAAUGAGUAAGGUGCCCAAGCCGAAGGUUCUCACUCUGGACCCCAACGACGAGAACAUUAUCCUGGGAAUACCCGACGACAUUGACCCAUCCAAGAUCAACAAGAGCACGGGACCUCCGCCCAAAAUCAAGAUUCCGCAUCCCCACGUGAAGAAGUCAAAGAUCCUGCUUGGCAAGGCAGGCGUGAUUAACGUGCUGGCGGAGGACGCGCCCCCGCCGCCACCGAAAAGUCCCGAUCGAGACCCCUUCAACAUAUCAAACGACACGUACUACACGCCCAAGACAGAACCGACACUGCGCCUGAAGGUCGGCGGUGGAAAUCUCAUCCAACACUCGACUCCGGUGGUAGAGCUGCGGGCUCCGUUUGUGCCCACUCACAUGAGCGAGAUGAAGCUGCGCUCCUUCCAUCGUCCCCCACUCAAGAAGUACUCCCACGGAGCGCUCGCCCAGGCGACGCCCCACCCCGUCUUCCCACUGGUAAAGACCAUCGCGAAGAAGGCCAAACAGCGCGAGGUGGAGCGCAUCGCCUCCGGUGGCGGAGACGUCUUCUUCAUGCGCAACCCAGAGGACCUGAGUGGCAGAGACGGAGACAUCGUGCUGGCCGAGUUCUGCGAAGAGCACCCACCGCUGAUGAACCAGGUGGGCAUGUGCUCCAAGAUCAAGAACUACUACAAGCGCAAGGCGGAAAAGGACAGUGGACCUCAGGAUUAUGUCUACGGAGAGGUGGCCUUCGCGCACACCAGUCCCUUCCUGGGCAUCCUGCAUCCCGGCCAGUGCAUCCAGGCGAUUGAGAACAACAUGUACCGAGCUCCCAUUUAUCCGCACACUAUGGCCCACAACGAUUUCCUGGUUAUUCGCACCCGGAACAACUACUGGAUUCGGUCGGUGAACUCGAUCUUUACGGUGGGCCAGGAGUGUCCGCUGUACGAGGUCCCGGGUCCCAACUCAAAGCGAGCAAACAACUUCACACGCGACUUUCUGCAGGUCUUUAUCUACCGCUUGUUCUGGAAGAGUCGCGACAAUCCGCGUCGAAUCCGAAUGGACGACAUAAAGCGGGCCUUUCCAGCUCAUUCCGAGAGCAGCAUCCGCAAGCGACUCAAGCAAUGCGCCGACUUCAAGCGCACGGGCAUGGACUCCAACUGGUGGGUGAUCAAGCCGGAGUUCCGCCUGCCCUCCGAAGAGGAGAUCCGCGCCAUGGUCUCGCCUGAGCAGUGCUGCGCCUACUUCAGUAUGAUCGCUGCAGAACAGCGCCUCAAGGAUGCCGGCUAUGGAGAGAAGUUUUUGUUCGCUCCGCAGGAGGAUGACGACGAGGAGGCGCAACUGAAACUUGACGAUGAGGUGAAGGUGGCGCCCUGGAACACCACUCGUGCCUAUAUCCAGGCGAUGCGGGGCAAGUGCUUGCUGCAGCUGAGUGGUCCCGCUGAUCCCACCGGUUGCGGUGAAGGAUUUUCCUACGUUCGAGUGCCAAACAAGCCCACGCAAACUAAGGAGGAGCAGGAGUCGCAGCCAAAACGAUCGGUCACCGGAACCGACGCGGAUCUGCGUCGUCUGCCACUCCAGCGUGCCAAGGAGCUGCUGCGUCAGUUCAAGGUGCCCGAGGAGGAGAUCAAAAAGCUUUCCCGCUGGGAGGUUAUCGACGUGGUGCGCACCUUGUCCACAGAGAAGGCGAAGGCUGGUGAGGAGGGAAUGGAUAAGUUCUCUCGCGGCAACAGGUUCUCCAUUGCCGAGCAUCAAGAACGUUAUAAGGAAGAGUGCCAGCGCAUCUUCGACCUGCAGAACCGGGUGCUUGCCAGCUCAGAGGUGUUAUCCACCGACGAGGCGGAGUCCUCGGCCUCUGAGGAAUCAGACCUCGAGGAACUGGGCAAGAAUCUGGAGAACAUGCUGUCCAACAAGAAGACCUCCACGCAGCUGUCGCUGGAGCGUGAGGAGCAGGAGCGCCAGGAGCUGCUCCGCCAGUUGGACGAUGAGCACGGUGGACCAAGUGGCAGUGGCGGCGCCAAGGGCGCCAAAGGCAAGGAGGAUGCCGGUCAGCAAAUGCUGGCGACCAGCAACCAGGGCAGGAUUCUCCGAAUCACGCGCACCUUCAGGGGAAACGACGGCAAGGAGUAUACCCGCGUGGAGACUGUGCGGCGCCAGCCGGUGAUCGAUGCUUACAUCAAGAUUCGCACCACAAAGGACGAGCAGUUCAUCAAGCAAUUCGCCACGCUAGACGAGCAGCAGAAGGAGGAGAUGAAGCGCGAGAAGAGGCGUAUUCAGGAGCAGCUGCGUCGCAUCAAGCGCAACCAGGAGCGCGAACGUCUAGCUCAGCUGGCCCAGAACCAGAAGCUGCAGCCAGGUGGCAUGCCGACUUCCCUGGGCGACCCCAAGAGUUCUGGCGGUCACUCGCACAAGGAGCGGGACAGUGGCUACAAGGAGGUCAGUCCCUCGCGCAAGAAGUUUAAGCUGAAGCCGGACCUCAAGCUCAAGUGCGGAGCUUGUGGCCAGGUGGGCCACAUGCGCACGAACAAGGCGUGUCCGCUGUACACGGGAAUGCAGAGCAGUCUGUCCCAGUCGAAUCCCUCGCUGGCUGACGACUUGGACGAGCAGAGCGAGAAGGAGAUGAAUAUGGACGACGACGAUUUGGUGAAUGUCGAUGGCACCAAGGUGACGCUGAGCAGCAAGGUGCUCAAGCGGCACGGCGGAGAUGACGGCAAGCGACGCAGUGGCUCCAGCUCAGGUCUCACCUUGAAGGUUCCCCGGGACGCCAUGGGCAAAAAGAAACGCAGAGUGGGCGGCGAUCUCCAUUGCGACUACCUUCAGCGGCACAACAAGACGGCCAAUCGAAGGCGCACCGAUCCCGUGGUCGUGCUGUCCUCCAUUUUGGAGCUCGUUCUCAACGAGCUGCGUUCCAUGCCCGAUGUAACGCCAUUUAUGUUCCCAGUGAAUGCGAAACGGGUGCCCGACUACUACCGCGUAGUGACCAAGCCCAUGGACUUGCAGACGAUGAGGGAGAACAUUCGCCAGCGGCGUUAUACAAGUCGAGAGAUGUUCCUAACGGACAUUAAGCAGAUCUUGGACAACUCGACCCUCUACAAUGGAUCGCAAAGCGCUUACACUGUGGCCGCCCAGCGCAUGUUCACCAACUGCUACGAGCUUCUAACCGAACGGGAGGAUAAGCUUAUGCGCCUUGAGAAGGCCAUCAACCCACUGCUGGACGACGAUGACCAGGUGGCACUCUCCUUCAUAUUUGACAAGCUGCACACACAGAUCAAACAACAAACCGAGAGCUGGCCUUUCCUUAAGCCGGUCAACAAGAAGCAGGUCAAGGACUACUACACGGUCAUCAAGCGGCCCAUGGACCUCGAAACUAUCGGCAAGAACAUUGAAGCUCAUCGAUAUCACAGUCGCGCCGAGUAUCUGGCUGACAUCGAGUUGAUUGCCACCAACUGCGAGCAGUACAAUGGCAGCGAUACUCGCUACACCAAGUUCGCCAAGAAGAUACUAGAGUUCGCGCAGUCCCAGUUGGAAGAGUUUGCGGAGCACUGCGCCCAGUUGGAGGAUAAUAUAGCCAAGACCCAGGAGCGCGCCAGGGAGAAUGCACCCGAGUUUGAUGAAGCCUGGGGCAAUGAUGACUACAACUUUGACCGCGGCAGUCGAGGCAGCUCACCAGGGGAUGACUACAUCGAUGUGGAGAGCCACGGCGGACACGCCUCUUCAUCGAACUCCAUCCACCGCGGCAUGGGAGCGGAAAGGGAUGGACCAUCCCACUCCGCGUCGUCAUUGCGGAAGCCUCCACCUCCGGGGCCGGGUGAGGUGAAGCGCGGGAGGGGAAGACCCCGCAAGCAGCGCGAUCCCGUGGAGGAGGUCAAAUCCCAGAAUCCGGUUAAGCGCGGUCGGGGCCGUCCGAGGAAGGACAGCCUUGCCUCAAACAUGAGUCACACGCAAGCUUACUUCCUGGAUGAAGACCUGCAAUGUUCGACCGACGACGAGGACGAUGACGAAGAAGAGGACUUCCAGGAGGUCUCUGAGGACGAGAACAAUGCGGCCAGCAUUUUGGAUCAGGGCGAACGCAUCAACGCGCCCGCAGAAGGCAUGGAUGCCAUGUUCGAUCCCAAGAACAUCAAGACGGAGAUCGACAUCGAGGCCCAGCAGAUUGCAGAGGAGCCGGUCGGCGAGGAUGACAGCCAGCAGGUGGCCGAAGCAAUGGUGCAGUUAAGUGGCGUGGGCGCUGGCUACUAUGCUCAACAGCAGCAAGAUGAGUCCAUGGACGUGGACCCCAACUACGAUCCCUCUGACUUCCUGGCCAUGCACAAGCCUCGCCAGAAUCUUGGUGAGCCCAGCAACUUGCAGGGCGCCUUCAGCAAUUUCCUCUCGCAUGUUCAGGAUGACAAUGGUCCGUACAACACACAAGAGGCCAGUACAAGUGCCGCAGCAGCUUCAGGAAUGGAAAUGAAUCUGCCGACCCAUGAAGACGAUUCCAUGGCAAUGCAAAUGCCACCGGAAAUGCCUGCCAACAAUCUAGGUAUCGACGAUGAUCUGGACAUUUCGGAGAGUGAUGAAGAGGAAGAUGGCUCCAGAGUGCGCAUCAAAAAGGAGGUCUUCGACGAAGGAGACUACGGUCUGCAGCACCACCAGCAGAUGGGAAUGCCAUCAUCACAGUCACAGAUCUACAUGGUGGAUUCGUCUAACGAACCCACGAACCUCGACUAUCAGCAGCCACCGCAGAUGGACUUCCAGCAGGUUCAGGGGAUGGAUCAGAUGCAGCAACAGGUGAUGCAGCAGCAGGCCAUGCCCCCGCUGCAACAGGAGCAGCCGCAAACGCCGCAGGGAGACAAUGAUUAUGCAUGGACCUUUUAGUGCUAUCUUCACUCUUCGAGAGAAAGAGACUGUGGAAAUACUUUGUUGAUCCGAUCGAUCCGAUCAAAUUCAAUUUUACUUUAUUAUUUUGCUUGAGUUGGGUGUCCAUUUAAAAAAUUCAAUAAUUUUCCCUUUAUGUAAAUUAAUAGGCUUCUUAAUUGCCGAGCUACCAAUAACUACUUUCAUAAUCC